AUGAUGAUGUACAAACUCAUGAAUAAUCAAGAGAAGGCCAACAACAAUUAUGAAGCGUCUAUGAGGAACCUUGAAAGGAGUGGAAAGAUAUUGGGAGAUGAUACCAAGGUUGCCAGCAAGGAACAAACAGAGGUUGAUAAGAAUGACAAGAAGGACUCCAAGAAAGAUGAAGAACCACAAACUUCACUGAAGGGCAAGAAACCAUCAGAGGCACAACCACAGGAGCAGAGGAAGGAGGUGAAGCCAUAUGUCCCUCCACUACCCUAUCCUCAGAGAUUGCACAAGGAGCUCAAAAACCAACAAUUCCCUAAAUUCUUGGAGAUUUUCAAGAAGCUAAAGAUCAAACUUCCACUUGCUGAAGCGUUAGAACAGAUGCCACUCUAUGCAAAGUUCCUCAAGGAACUCAUUAACAAGAAAAGGAGUUGGAAAGAAAAAGAAACUGUGAUUCUGAGCCAGGAGUGUAGUGCUGUAAUUCAGAAAGGAUUGCCACCAAAACUCAAAGAUCCAGGGAGUUUCUUCAUACCAUGUACUAUUGGGAAAAUACCAAUUGAUAAAGCUCUGUGCAACUUGGGUUCAAGCAUCAACUUGAUGCCACUUUCGAUGAUGAGAAAGCUGUCAAUAGAAGAGGUGAAGUCCACCAGAAUGUCACUACAGCUACCUGAUAGAUCCCUCAUAAUACCCAAUUGA
Molecule: messenger RNA, 687 nt
Organism: Arachis ipaensis
Lineage: Eukaryota; Viridiplantae; Streptophyta; Magnoliopsida; Fabales; Fabaceae
Source: RefSeq, a predicted model, not a curated record